UUUGCUCAAUUGAACACAGUGAAGUCAAACGCUCGGACAUCCUGCUGGAAACUCUUGUGGUUUUGAGUGAAAACGAAAAGGAAGAAAAGUCAACCACAGUUAGGCUACUUAGGCUACUUCUCUACGACGACAUCUAAAGCGACGGUUGAUCAGAUGUGUGUAGUAAAUGACAACAGUCGACAGGUCUGCGCUGUGAUCGCGGGAUUAAAUGUUUGCUGUGCUGAUGGUCUCUGCUGCUGCUGCUCGCCCUGCAGCCUGCAACACUAACCACUAAUGUGGAUUCUUAAUACACGCCCGCAUUUCAGUGAAGCUGCUCGUCAAUUUACUAUAGUUUAGCCUACAAGUCGUCAUGAUGACUCGGAUUUUCUGGGAUACAAUUUUUCUCAUUAGCGGUACUUUUAGUAUGUCUGUGGUACUCGAUGGUUCGCUCUUUACAUUCGGAGCAGGGCCGAGCAAUUCAGCAAUUAUUGAAGCCAGCAUUUCCCUCGAUACAAACUCCACUGCUGCUCUGAACACCUCAGCAAGCAGCUCUGCAACCACCAGCAGCAGAAGUACAACUACCACAACCAUUGCAACAACUACAACCAACGUUCCUCAAGUUAAAGCUUCCCUCUUUACAUUUGGAGCAGAGCUGAGCAACUCCACAAUUAUUGAAGCCACCUUUUCCAUAGAUACAAACUCCACUGCUGCCACGAACACGUCGACACACAGCUCUGCAACUAGAAGCACAACUACCACAACGAAUGAAACUACUACAACUAACAUCCCUCUAGUUAAAAAGUUUGUGGCAGCGGCUGUUCGGUCUCAUUUUGAUGAUUGUCCAGACUCCCACCGCCAUUUCUGCUUCCACGGCACAUGUCGCUUCCUGAUAUUAGAGGAGACACCUGCAUGUGUGUGUCAUCCGGGCUUUGUUGGGAUGAGGUGUGAGCAUGCAGACCUGCUUGCUGUAGUAGCGACUAAUCACAGACAACAGACUGUUGCCACUGUGCUGGUGUUGUGCGUGAUUGGGUGUGUUCUCAUCAUGGUGUUGUGUACACUUUUACAUUUCUGGUGGAGGCAGGACUGUCGCAGGCAGAGCCACGCACAUCACUACGCCCCAGAGAAGCACAGAGCAUCCUGCUGUCCUUCUGAGAGUGUGGUUUGAGAAGACAUCUUGCUGGAACAUGAGCCGUUUGCUUCACGCCGUGUUUAGUUUUCCUCAUCCGUCCGGCCCACAACCCCUCAGGGAUACAUCCAAAGUGGUUUUCACAUGUCCUGGUCAAACGGACCUGGCCACAGGCAAAGAAGCGUUAUCAUCAAUGUGGCUAAGGUAGGCCGGCUGGAUGUGGGAGGUUAAAUGUUCCGUGACACUGACUAGGAACGAGUUUGCUUCACUCUUUGAUUCUGUGGAAAUACACGCAGAACUGCAACAUGCUAUUUGAAGCUCUGAGGACGAAGCUGAUGCCAAAUCCUACAUGGGAAGAGCUCCGUGUGUCCUGAUUACUGUUUAUGGUUGGCUAGAGAACAUGAGAAAUGAUCUACAAGGCCAUUAAUCAUCUGCAUGGAUGUUGAAUAGGAACGGUGUUUAACAAUUCAUUUACUAAAGUCAGAAGACCCCCAUUCCUAUUUUUGUCUUUUAAUAACUUUGAGCACUUUUCAGCAGAACUCUACAAGCACAGAGGACAUUUUUAAGUUGGAUAACUGAUGCUUUAACCAAGUUUUAGUGUCUGUUUUUAAAAAGGAACUCACUUCACCUGACAGGAGUAGGAAGUGUUAAAUGGGCUGACGGCUGAUGGAUUAAAAACCCUGGAAAUCAGUAAUUGUACACAAAGCUAACCCAUAAUAUUGCUCCAAUAUGUUUUGGAGAAAGAAAUCAUCCAAUGAUUUGUUUCCAAAUGAUUUGAUGACUCCAGUAUUGCUACUGAAGCUGAAAUAUUUGUCAGUUUUGUCUUUUUAUUCCUGAGCUGUACUUGAACUUGUUCAUACAUCAGAGGCUUUUGAUUUGCAAGCUAUAACUGUAACGACACAUGAACACCUUGGGGGGGGGGUGGCCAGGUUAUUCCAUGGUCUUAAUUGUAUUGUUGCACGUCUGCAAGCUUGCUGCCCAUGAAAAAAAACUGCACUCACUGCACUUGAAAAAGUGUCCACAUAACGAGAGAUGCCAAAUACAGUAACUUACAUUAUUCUUAACUUUGCCUGAAAGAGCACUGAAGGGAAGAGGCACUCAGUUUGUACACAGCCACCUGAGCAUGCAUGCACUUAAAUCACAGCUUGUGUCUUUUUAAAGAAACACAAAACACUUUUUUUAUUUCAAUAGCGGUGUGUUAUAGCAUUGUCUCUGCUUUGAAUUUAAAUACUUUUUUAAAGAGAGAAAAGGCCUCUGAAGGUUGAUUUUAAAAGACAAUAUUUAUAAUUGUCUUAAAAGUCUGAAAUGAUAAUUGGUGAAGGAAUACAAAAUAAUGAUUACAAAACUGACUCAGAUAUAAAGUGCGUAUGAGCUUUGUGUGAUAAGCCACCAUAAAACGAAUGUGAUGGUAUUUAUAUGCCAAAAGACUAUGAGGGGAUGAUAUGCUUGUCUUUGUUUACAUUAUGGGAUGAUAUUUACAUUCAGAAUGUGUAUUAAAGUUUAUUACAGCAUUUUAUGUGUAAAUAUCAAAACCACAGAAAUUUUCUGUGUGUAUAUACAUACACACAUGUGUAUUGGGUGUCAAUCUGAAGAGGGUGAUCUUCUCAUGCAUUACUUUGUCAGACUUAUGUUGUCACAAUUGGGAAAACCUCUAUUAUGUGCAUUUGUUUUCCAAUGAAGAAUUAAAAAUGCAAGUGUG
This is a messenger RNA of Micropterus dolomieu (smallmouth bass), 2804 nucleotides long. It is a transcript of the gene tgfa, whose product is annotated as transforming growth factor, alpha. Gene Ontology annotation, biological process: positive regulation of cell population proliferation; positive regulation of mitotic nuclear division; epidermal growth factor receptor signaling pathway. The transcript has 8 exons. The record is from RefSeq and is a predicted model, not a curated record. The coding region runs from base 350 to 1144 and encodes 264 amino acids. Lineage: Eukaryota; Metazoa; Chordata; Actinopteri; Centrarchiformes; Centrarchidae.